AACCCGUCAUCUUCAGGAGUUGUGUGUUCGCAAAUUGAUGACAGAAACCUAUUCCAUCCAGCGUGCAACAAUCAACAAAGGAAGCACUGUAAAAACAGUACAAGAAGAGUGGCCCUUCCUUUUUGAAGCUGUUCACCUGUUUGACCACACAUGUACCCUCAUUGGCUUACCAGUGCAAACAAAGCUGGCAGAGGAAAUCUCCAGAAAGGGAAAGAGUAUCAAAGACUUCCUCGACUCAAGUGGGAUGAAGAUGCCACCAGGUGAAGAUCCAGUACAGCUGAUCUCAGGCAUUGCGAAAUUCUUCAAGGAAAAACCUGAUCUGCUUUUCUACCAAAGUGAGGAGUCAACUGCUGCUGGACUGAGCAUCCCAAGCACCCCUUGCAUCCUUAUCAUGGGUGAUCAACGAUUCAAGAUCGCUGUCGAUCAGGAAGUGGUCAAUGACCAUAUCAACUCCCUCAUUGUGGCCCUGAGCUACGCUUUCUCUUUGUUUUAUGUAUUGAACAUAAAAUACCCAAAGGAGAUGGCAAUCACCCUGGAAUUCAUACAAAGAGUUUUCCUGGGAAUAAAUCCUGAGCGUGGGUCAAAGGCCGAGAAGAAGAGGACCAAACACCAGCACAUUCCUCCAAGACUGCUGAAGUUCCUGUUUGAACUAAACAACUUCGAGAAUCCAUGGAUGGUAAUUUGAGCUGUUUUGCCAUGUAUUUGGAAAUGUUUAAAAGAAAGUUGAAAAGCUGUUUUAGUUGUUUCUGACCACCUUUUGGUGCAACACCAUUUAAACAAUUUUCUACAAAAUGAGCACUUUUUAAUGGUGCUUUGCACAUCGUUCAAUGAAUUGUCGUUCAAUGUAUUGUUUUUAGUCUGUUACGCGUUUAAAGCUAUACAUAACAUUAAAUGAACUACGGAUGCCCCGAUAACUCCAUAAUCUUCCUCUCCAUUCGCCUAUGAACAAAUAUUGGAAUUCUCAGAACUCAUGAUGAUCUAGGCCAUCCCUAGAAUGCACUUUAUGAAUCAGUUUUCAUGUUUUAAAUUUGUUUUAUUCUGUUUGUUGCGGUUUUAAAGUAACAAGUCUGAUCCAAAACAUGGUGCUUUGCAUAUUGUUAAAAUAAUUCGUAAAAAAACUUGUCAUUUAAAAAUGUAGCCAUUGAAUGCACUUUUAUGCAUGUCCUUCAUGGCAUAAAAAAUAAACAUGUUAAAUGUAUAUAUGUUGUGGUGAUUGUAUUUGAUCAUGUUGCUGUAUUAGAUGUUUAGUUAUUUUAACUGAUUACAUUACAUUGGUCUGGUGAUGGAUACCAUUUGUCAUUGUAUUUUAGCAUUAGAGUGAAAGAACAUGUUUAUUUACCA
Perca flavescens (yellow perch) is the source of this 1341-nucleotide messenger RNA. RefSeq lists its product as uncharacterized. The record is from RefSeq and is a predicted model, not a curated record. Bases 38 to 685 code for a protein of 215 amino acids. Lineage: Eukaryota; Metazoa; Chordata; Actinopteri; Perciformes; Percidae. The transcript has 4 exons.